This is a messenger RNA of Chanos chanos (milkfish), 6838 nucleotides long. It is a transcript of the gene eif4g1b, whose product is annotated as eukaryotic translation initiation factor 4 gamma, 1b. Bases 288 to 5516 code for a protein of 1742 amino acids. Gene Ontology annotation, cellular component: eukaryotic translation initiation factor 4F complex. The transcript has 32 exons. Gene Ontology annotation, molecular function: protein binding; mRNA binding; translation initiation factor activity. The record is from RefSeq and is a predicted model, not a curated record. Lineage: Eukaryota; Metazoa; Chordata; Actinopteri; Gonorynchiformes; Chanidae.
ACAAACUAACCAACUCCACUUAAAACGGACAAGAGAACCUUAAACUUAAAAACAAGGGUCUGUGAAUUAUCCUGAAGAGAAGUGAUUGAACGAAACAGAGGAAAAGGGGAGGAAUUCUGGAGAGACAGGGGUCUCUGCUUAACUGAAUUCUGCCAAUAUCUCCAAAACUUCUCCCAUUAUCUCCGGCUGACAGACAGCCGGAGUAGCUCCAGAGUCCCUGCAGCGGGGACUGAACUUCUCAAAAGAGUGUGUGAGGGUGUACUAGCCUCCAUGCAGAUCCAGAUGAAAUGAAUAAAGCUUCACAGCCUCUAACGGGACCCCCCUCCGCCCCCCCCCAUCCCUCUGCCCCCCUGCCUGCGCCAUCCCCUGGCCUGUCCCAGUCCAGCUUCCCUCCCGGACAACCCCCCGUGGUCUUUGCCACGCCCCCACCACAGAUGAACCCCCCACCCCAGCCCCGACAGCCAUACUAUGCGAGCCGGCCCACGCUGCCUGCCAACCCUGGGCGUGUCCAGCCUAGCUCCGCCCCUCGGCCAAUCCCACCUCCCCAUGGCGCCCACCCACCCACUCACAUGUUCCAGCCUAGCUCCCAGAUGAUGAUGAUCCCCCAGCAGCCAAUUGGAUUCCCCAGCUCCCAGGGCACCUACUACAUAUCUGGACAGUAUCGUCCUCAGUACGUGGCCCCUCAGCAGUACCAAGUUGCAGGUUCUCCAGGGUUCUUCCCAGGAACUAGUCCAGCUGAAUACGCGGGAGCCUACUACCCCGCUCAGCCCCAGUACACGCCUCCUGUUGCGACUGCACCAGUCAUAAUGAACCCCGCCCCUCAGCAACCACAGCCGCCGCCCCAGCAACAGCCACAAGCCCCGCCCAAACGGGAACGCAAACAGAUUAGGAUUCGAGACCCGAAUCAGGGAGGCAGAGAUAUUACAGAGGAGAUAAUGUCAGGUGGCCGAAGUGCCUCUACACCCACACCCCCACAGUCGGCCAUGUCUACAGAGGGUGGAGCCAUCACCCAUACCAACGGUGAGAAUGUCACUGCUGUUGCCAUGGCAAGCAGACCCGUUGAAAGAGUGAAGGCUGUAUCUCCAGCCCUUCCUACCCCUCAGCCUCAGGAAGUGCCCAUUCCCCCCGGGGAAAACCCCCUCCUUGAAGCUCCUCCCAGUCCACCCCUCAGUAGCCCAAUCAGCGACACAGUGGAUGCCCCACCCCCUGCACCUGCUGACAACCCCCGUAUUUCGCCAGUUGCUACAGAGACCACAGCUGCCUCCAAAAAGGAGGAGCUUAAACCAGAAGUGACGUCGCCUUCAGAAGUAGUCAUCACUACCCAGCUAACCAGAACUAAUGGUUUGGGUUUAGCCAUGCCCCUGACCGAUAAAAAGGCUGAGCUAGCACAGACUACAGACCUCCCCAUCUCCACCCCCACGGUUGGGGAGCCGUUAGAUUCACCAAUUGCCCAGCCAGAAGAGCUGCAGCUCUAUAAUGGGUCGGCAGCUCCAGGGGUUCGGGAACAGGAAGCACAAAAAGAUUCCGUGCGUUGUGAUGUCAGUCCGAUUGCUGAACCAGACGUUACCAAGGAAGCCCCGCCUGUUACCGAGGAGACCCCCGCUCCAAGUGUCAAGGAGACCCCCGCUCCGGUUGUCAAGGAGACCCCCGCUCCGGUUGUCAAGGAGACCCCCCCUCCGGUUGUGAAGGAGGCUCCCGCUCCGGUUGUGAAGGAGGCUCCCGCUCCGGUUGUCAAGGAGACCCCCGCUCCGGUUUUCAAGGAGGCUCCCGCUCCGGUUGUCAAGGAGACCCCCGCUCCGGCUGUCAAGGAGGCUCCCGCUCCGGCUGUCAAGGAGGCUCCCGCUCCGGCUGUCAAGGAGGCUCCCGCUCCGGCUGUCAAGGAGACCUCUGCUCCGGCUGUCAAGGAGACCUCUGCUCCGGCUGUCAAGGAGACCUCUGCUCCGGCUGUCAAGGAGACACCUGUGCCAGUUCUCAAGGAAACCCCCACUCCAGUUGUUAAAGACACCCCUUCGCCAGUUGUCAAGGGAACAUCUGCACCUUCUGAUGCUGUUGUUACAGAUGCUGUAAAAGCCACACCCCCUCCUACAGAGGAGCGAGAGGACACGCCCCCACCACAAACCCCUGCUCCAGAGAGCACUAUGCAAGCUGUUUCUGUGCCAAAGAAGAAGAGGAAACUGAAGGAGCUGAACAAAAAGGAAGCUGUUGGAGAUUUACUGGAUGCCUUUAAAGAGCCUGUGCCCACACCCCCAGAACCAGAGGCCACACCCCCAGUUAAGACAGAGCCAGAGGAACCCCAGCCAGCGGCUCCGCCCCCUGUAGAAGAAGUAGAUGAGACGUGGGAGGAUAAACUGGAUGCGGAAAACAUCCAACCACAGAGCCCCCAACCAACCACACCCACUGAACAGAAAUACCAGUACAAAGAGGAACAAUGGAAGCCACUGAACCCAGAGGCGAAGAAGAAAUAUGAUCGCGAGUUCUUGUUGGGAUUUCAGUUCAUCAGCGCCAGCAUGCACAAACCAGAGGGCCUGCCACACAUCAGUGAUGUUGUUUUAGACAAGGCUAAUAAAACCCCUCUUAGGCAGUUAGACCCGAGUCGUUUGCCGGGGAUGAACUGUGGCCCAGAUUUCACUCCAUCAUUCGCCAACCUGGGAAGGCAAUCAAUUGGAGGACGCGGCCCACCGGCUGGGAUGGGGGGUCCCCGGCGGUCUGGUCAGGGUCAGCGUAAAGAACCGCGCAAGAUCCUUCCCACUGUUUCUCUGAGCGAUGAUGUUCAGCUGAACAAGUCGGAGAAUGCCUGGAAACCGUCGGCCAGACAAGGCAGAGCGGGUGAGGAGGAUGAUGCAGAGGCAGCAAAGACUCAGGAGCUUUUCAAACGUGUGCGGAGUGUUCUGAACAAACUCACGCCGCAGAUGUUCCAGCCCCUGAUGAAGCAGGUGACUGAACUGACCAUUGACACAGAGGAGAGGCUGAAAGGAGUCAUAGACCUCAUCUUUGAGAAAGCCAUCUCUGAACCCAACUUCUCUGUUGCCUACGCCAACAUGUGCCGCUGCCUUAUGGGGCUGAAAGUGCCCACAGCCGAUAAACCAGGAGCGACUGUAAAUUUCAGGAAGCUUCUGUUGAACCGCUGUCAGAAGGAAUUCGAGAAGGAUAAGGAUGAUGAUGAAACCUUUGAAAAGAAACAGAAAGAGCUGGAUGCUGCCUCUGGGGAGGAGGAGAGACAGCGCCUGAUGGAGGAGCUGGAGGAAGCCAAAGACAAGGCUCGGAGACGGUCGUUAGGCAACAUUAAGUUUAUUGGUGAGCUGUUUAAGUUGAAGAUGCUGACUGAGCCAAUCAUGCAUGACUGUAUUGUCAAACUGCUGAAGAACCACGAUGAAGAGAGUUUAGAGUGCCUCUGUAGACUGCUCUCCACCAUCGGCAAGGACCUGGACUUUGAGAAGGCCAAGCCACGCAUGGAUCAGUACUUUAAUCAGAUGGAGAAGAUUAUAAAGGAGAGAAAAACCUCCUCAAGAAUCCGCUUCAUGCUCCAAGACGUGCUGGAUUUGAGACGGAAUAACUGGGUUCCCAGGCGUGGUGACCAAGGACCUAAGACUAUAGAACAGAUCCAUAAGGAGGCUGAACUGGAGGAGCACAGGGAGCAAAUCAAAGUCCAGCAGCAGCUCCUCUCCAAGAAGGAGAGCCGUGGAGGCCCAGGAGGAGGUGGGGGAGGAGGUCCAGGCCUAAGAGGAGGCCCUCAUACCCCAAGCCCACGUGGAGGAGGACAGGGGCCUGAUGAAGGCUGGAACACAGUCCCCAUCUCUAAGAACAGACCAAUCGACACAACACGUCUCAGCAAGAUCACCAAGCCAGGAGCACUAGACUUCAAUAACCAGCUUCUUGCCCCAGGGGGUAAGGGGACAUGGGGCAGCUGGGGUAAAGGCAGCAGUGGAGGAUCAGGAGCCAAACCCAGCGACAGUGCUCAGGACUCUGGUCGUCCAAGCACUCUGAAUCGUUUCUCAGCGCUCCAGCAGCCUUCCUCUUCUGCCUCAUCCUCACUCACAGACUCAGACAGGAGAGUUCCACACAGGAGUAGCUCCAGUCGUGAGCGGGGAGACCGCUACGACAGGCGAGAUGAUCGUAUGGACCGCGGUGGAGACCGGUUUGACCGCAGAGACGAUCGUGACCGUGGCUCGGACCGUUUGGAUCGGAACCGACCAGCCAUCGGCAAACGAAGCUUCAGCCGUGAGAAAGAGGAACGGAGCCGGGAAAGGGAACAGCGAGCAAGUGACAACGUCCGCCGUGUCUCCAGCAUGACGGAAGACAGAGAGAGGGAAAGAGAGAAGGAGAGGGAGAGGGAACGAGGCAGCAGAGAAGGGGUUACCAUCAAAGAGAAUGUGAAGAGAGACACUGCCCCCACACCUCCUCCACCCUCCACUAAACCUGCUCUGACUGAAGAGGAGCUGGAGAAAAAAUCUACCGCCAUUAUUGAGGAGUACCUACACAUCAAUGACCUCAGGGAGGCGCUGCAGUGUGUGAGUGAGCUGAACAGCAGUGCGCUGCUGUAUGUAUUUGUGCGGAUUGGCAUUGAGUCGACGCUGGAGAGAAGCGCCAUCGCUAGAGGGCACAUGGGCCAGCUGUUUCACCGUCUGAUUAAAGCAGGAACACUGACCACACAACAGUACUACAAAGGGCUUCUGGAGGUGUUGGAGGUAGCUGAGGACAUGGCCAUAGACAUCCCUCAUAUCUGGUUGUACCUGGCAGAGCUCAUCACUCCCAUGCUCCAUGAGGGAGGCAUCCCUAUGGGCCAACUCUUUAGGGAGAUGUCUAAACCCCUGGUGCCGCUGGGUAAAGCUGGUGUUCUGUUAGUUCAGAUUCUCAACCUGCUCUGCAAAGAGAUGACCCAUAAGAAGGUGGGAGCCCUGUGGAGGGAGGCGGGGCUUAACUGGAAGGACUUCCUGACUGAAGAUGAGGACGUCAACAAGUUUGUCAGUGAAAACGGAGUGGAGUAUACUUUGGGUGAGGAGUGUGUGAAAGGAGGUGGUAAGAAUGUGAUGAGUUCAGAGGAGAUCAGUAAACACUUAGACCAACUUCUACAGGAUAAAGCCACCGAUCAGAGGAUCUUCGACUGGAUAGAGGCGAAUCUGGAUGAGCAGCAGAUGGCGUCUAAUGCCUUUAUCAGAGCACUGAUGACCUCUGUCUGUCAGUCAGCCAUCAUCUAUGAAAACCCGUAUAAAGUGGACACCCAGCAGAUUACCCAGAGGGCCAAGCUGCUGCAGCGUUAUGUGAAAGAUGAGGAUAAAGAACUACAGGCUCUGUAUGCUUUACAGAGCCUCAUGGUACAGAUGGAGCAGCCCCCCAAUCUGUUGCGAAUGUUCUUUGACGUCUUGUAUGAUGAAGACGUCAUUAAAGAGGAGGGUUUCUACAAGUGGGAGUCGAGUAAAGACCCAGCUGAACAACAGGGCAAGGGUGUGGCCCUCAAAUCUGUCACCGCCUUCUUCACCUGGUUACGGGAGGCAGAGGACGAAUCAGAUAACAGCUAGAUUUUAACUCCGCCCACCUGAGACUGAAAGAAGAUGAAACGUGGAAGUCUAAAGAAUCCUUCCGGGGAAAACAAGAAAAAAAGAGUAAAACUUUGGGAGAGAUUCCACUACAGAGAAAUAUAAGUCUUUUUUUUUUUGAACAACGGAAUGUCUUUUUUUUUCUUUUUUAGCUGAACUGAACUGAAUAUAAAUAAAAUGAAAAACAUUGAGCUGAAAGAGAGCAGAAGAGGAAGCCUUUGUUGCUAUGGGAGACUCCUCCUUUUCCCUUGUUGUUUUUACUUUCACUACUUCCUGUCGCCAUAGUGACGGAUGCAGCCAGGCCUCCCUCAGUGAUGGAAUUCACAAUGAUAAAGAGAAAAUCACAAUAAGAAAACGGACAAGGCUGCUCAAAUGCUUUAUUUUUUAAAUUCUUCAUACAUGGAACUUACAAACUGUGGGCUGCAUUUUGGAGGAUCGAUGUAUGGAUGGAUGGAUGCGUGGUACAAAGAAUAGAUAACACAGUGUUUUCUUUUUUUUUUUCCCUUUAAUUUUUCAAUUUUGAUUUUUUUUUCUUUCUUUCUUUUUUCUUCUUUUUUUUUGGUUUCUCCAGAGUGUAGAAUUGUUGGAGUGUGACUUUUCUGCAUUUUUUUUAAUAAGCAAAAAAAACAAAACAAAACAAAAAAAAAAACAACAACAACAAAAAACAACAAAAAAAGCAAAGUAAGUUUCCCAUUGCAGAGCUGUGAUUGGUGGAUUCAUACCGGGGGACUGAAAAACACCCAGUCAGCUCUGAUCAUUACAGAGGAAAAUGGGGGACAUGAACUUUGAUCUUUUGCUGCGUUGCUGCUGAGGAGUGGGGGUCACCGCUACUGCCCCUCCUGUGACCUUUGACCUUUCUCAUACACUUUAAAAACAGAAACAAGAGGGGGGGGGGAGAGACUUUUUGACUAAAAAGUGAGGGUUUACCCCAUGUCUGUAGUGCAUUUUAAAAGAGAAAGUCAUUAAAACUUGAAAAAAAUAUGUAGAGAAAUCAUCUUUAAAAGAAAAUACACAAAAGAUCAAAUGACAGAAAAACUAUGAAGAAAUUUAAACAGUACGAAUCCUGAGAGGCCUUUUCUGCUUCCUGCAGUGGAAAUGCACGACAGGACAGUUCUGUAAAUACGUUUAGGAGGUUUUUUUUUUUCUUUUUUCCUGUAAUAAAUAAAUGCUAACUUUAAUGCCAUCUAAUUUUUUUCCUGGCAGUUUUCUGUAUUUAUAUGAUUUUUUUUUCUUCUUUCUCCUCUGUCAGUGAGGAGGUCAAUAACCCUCCUCUAGUCAUUGAUUACGAUUUAAUCAUGGUUUUU